GAGUCCAUGCGUCACAGACACAGAUUGCAGUGAAACCAUCGACCUAAGCAUCUGUGUGAAUCAGACGAUGUGCGACUGCGCUAUCGGAUACAAAAAAGAUACAACUAAAAAUAGAUGUACAGAGAAUUCCUCUUUUAAAAAGUGCACACAUGACGUACAGUGUUUAGCCAUUCCAUACAGUUCGUGUGAUAUUAAUGUGAACUCAUGUAAAUGCAUUCCAGGUUAUCAGCGUGAUAGCGGCGCUGGGACGUGUGUACCGAUAAACAUGGAUUCCAACAAAGCACCAAACGAUGUUAAUAGCAAAAGUAUCAAAUAAAUCUUUAAAUAAUUCAGAAACCAUUUUGAUGCCAUGUAAAAAUAAUUCAGAGUGUUCUCAUAUAAUACCCGGAAGUGAGUGUAAUUCAUCAAUAUGCGCGUGUCCACUUGGCUACAUUUUGGAAUUAAACGAAACGAAAUGCGUUAAAUACAUAUCUAAAAACAUCACGAUAACUUUGAACUCGUCCACACACAAUGUGAAUCACACAUGUAGUGACAACUGUACUAGUGCUGAUAAGUCAAUGUGUACUUCCGGUAAGAUAGCCGAUACUACCGGAAUUGGAUGCGUCGAGGUGCUCAUAGGUAGUCACUGCCAAUCAUCGGAUGAAUGUGCCGUCGCCAUCAACAACAGCUUAUGUGAUAAUAACAACAAAUGUGUUUGUAAAACCGGAUUCGUGCCAAAUUCAAACCAAUCAAAAUGUGCCUCGCAACAAAUGCCCUGUGUUCAUGACCACGACUGUUCGCAUUUGAUUCAAAAUGGCGUCUGCACCAAUGAUUCAAUUUGUGGUUGUAAAGCUGGAUUUAAAAUGGAGAACUAUACUUGUAAUCAGCUUGAGGUUUUUGAUGCUUGUUCUGAUGAUUUGGAAUGUCUUUCAGCCGUUGAUGGAACGACAUGUGAAAACGGAUCUUGUGUUUGUAACAUCAGUCGGAAGGUAGACUUAAGCACAGGACUCUGUGUAUGGAAGACGAUCGGAGACGGGUGUAUUGGGGAUCAGGAUUGCUCGCUAGAAUCAACGGGUAGUCAUUGUUACAACGGUACUUGUGCUUGUAGAAUGGGAUUUAAGCCAAAUGAAAGGCGAACUAGUUGUGUCCACUUUAAACUUGGUGAUUCUUGUUUAGCCGACUCGGAAUGUGAGGCUGGUGUAGAUAAUGCUUGGUGUGAUUUGGAUAAUAUAUGUGCAUGUGCAUUAGGUUUUUACAGCCUUCCAAACAUGUCUUCCUGUGUACGGCGGACUAUUGGGGAUGUCUGUACAGUGUUAGAGGAUUGUACUAAUGCUGUGAUAGACAGUUUGUGUAACGAUGUGAACCAGUGUGACUGUGUGGAUGGGUUCCGUGACGCUGAUAACGGCACCAGUUGUGUCCUUCUGGAAUUGGGAGACGCUUGUAAUGUAGACGAAGUCUGUAACUCUGCCAUCAAUAAUAGUGAAUGCAGUAACGAAGGGAUCUGCAAGUGUAAAUCUGGAUAUGAACACAAUAAGAAUAAGUCUUCGUGUUCGAUGAUAAAACUCGGCGAUAGUUGUACACAUCGAGACGGUUGCAGUGCAUUGAUUGACUAUAGCACAUGUAGUAUGGAGUAUAUAUGCACAUGCUUACCUGGAUAUAGACCAAAUGUUCAAAACGAUAGAUGCGAUCAAAUCAAACUUGGACAUCCAUGUGAUACAUCGACGGACUGUACGAGUACCAUAGGCCACAGUUUGUGUGGAGACGACAAACUAUGUGGAUGCACCGCCGGGUACAAGCCCGAUAACGCCAGUAGUGCUUGUAUCAGAUUGAUUUUAGGUGAUAUUUGCAUUUUUAAUAUAGAGUGUAAUUCUGCAGUAAACGGUUCGGUUUGCACCGGUAACCACACAUGUGAAUGCGAAGUAGGUUACAAAGCGAGUUUAGACUACAAUAGUUGUGUUCCUCUUGAAAUAGGAGAUGUUUGCGUUUCGAAUGAGGCAUGUAGUUCGGUGAUAAGCUACAGUAUAUGUGGACAUGACAACCGCUGUCAGUGUGACACGGGUUACAAAGUUCAUGUAACAGUGGAUAAUAUAGCUAACAUAACCACGGACGUCUUGAACGAAGUUGUCGGUGAUGAAUGUAUUCCUUUAGUGAUUGGUGACAGUUGUUCAACGUCACACCAAUGUAACAGGGUAAUGGAUCAUAGCGUGUGUAUUACCGAGAAGUGUGGGUGUAAGCCUGGGUACCGAUUUAAAAUCAACGGCGACGGAUGUACAAAUCUAAAGCUUGGUGACAAGUGCAGACGGGGACGAGAGUUCCACGACUGUGCCGACAUAUUGAAUAGCCAGUGUGGGAGAGGGCCCCAGUGUAUAUGUGACUAUGGCUACAGGGCGGCAGAGGACGGAACAUUUUGCAUCAGUAACAUGUUGGGCGAUGCCUGUAGUCAGCAUAUUGAUUGCAGCGUCUUGAUGCCAAUGAGUUUCUGUGGAGAGAAUAACUUCUGUCUUUGUGACAGGGAGAGUGGAUACAUCGCGAUGGACAAUAAAACGGACUGCAGACUCAUCAGUCACGGAGAUCCGUGCCGCGGAGACAGUGUCUGUCGUUUUGGACUCAACGCAAACAGUAUAUGUGGCAGCAAUGGUACAUGCGAAUGUCGUACAGGUUACCACUUUGAUGAAGGAGACAGAAGAAAUUGCUUCCCCUCCACGAUUGGAGAUUCAUGUGAAGAAGAUAUUGACUGUUCAACAUUGAUGAACGAUUCUCUGUGUGGUCGUGCGUCUAGCCAGUGUGAGUGCAUCAUGGGAUAUAUCCCUGCGCAGAACAACACCGGCUGUGUUCAAAUAACCAUAGGUGAUCACUGUCUGGUGGACUUAGAGUGUAAAACAUCUGUCAAUUAUACACGGUGCCUCAACAACACCUGCGCCUGUAUCCAAACGUAUAAACCCGACACUAACGGGUCUCUUUGUCUCAUUAAAGCACUCUUUGAUGAAUGUGAUAGUAGUUUUGACUGUGCUCAAAUAAGUGAUAGCGAAUGUCGUAAUGGAACCUGUCGAUGCAUCAUUGGUUUCUACGAAGAUGAUGAUAAUUCCGUAUGCACGAAACACACUUUAGACUCCUUAUGCGAGAAGAACGAAGACUGCAGAACAUUUAUCAACGACAGCUCUUGUUACAAUGGCACAUGCGCGUGCAACGUUGGCUUCUUUGUUGACAACAAUAAAACAACAUGCACGAAGCGUAAAGUCGGAGAUACUUGUGACGUGGAAUUAGACUGUCAAUCAGCUGUAGUCAAUAGUAACUGUUCCUAUGGAUCAUGCGAGUGCUUUCCAGGCUACCUUCGUAACCAUGGAAACGAUACUUGUACGAAAAGACGAAUAUCAGACGCAUGUGCAAUGAAUUCGGACUGUCACAAUGCAAUUGCCCGCAGUAUAUGCAUGCUAGGAAAAUGUUCCUGUCAGCGAGGAUAUAUGAGCUCGGACACUGGAACGUCAUGCUUAAAACGAAAAAUUGGAGACGUCUGUGAGUUUACAGAGGACUGCUUCAUUGCCGUAACGAAUAGUUUCUGUGACAACGACACCAGAACCUGUGUCUGUGAUCCUGGGCUCAAAUCAGAACUCAAUAACUCCAUUUGUGAACCAAGGGUCAUUGGUGACUUUUGUUCAGAGGAUCCCGACUGUUCCUCCGCUGUGAAUAACAGUCACUGUGUAGCCGGGUUCUGUGAAUGCGAGACGGGGUAUAAAGUCUUAAAUGAUGGCCGCAUAUGCGAGAAAAACAGAAUAUUUGAUAAAUGUAAUAUCGACGAUGAUUGCACUAUUACCGUUACCGACAGCGAAUGCUUCAAUAGCUCGUUUUGUACUUGUCUUCUUGGCUUUCCAGGAAAUGCAAAACAAUACCAGGUGCAUUUUAAGAAAAAUUGGAGAUGAGACGUGUGAAAAGGAUACUGACUGUUCAUCG
Messenger RNA from Pecten maximus, 3927 nucleotides. Its product is annotated as multiple epidermal growth factor-like domains protein 6. The transcript has 2 exons. NCBI's taxonomy places the organism in Eukaryota, Metazoa, Mollusca, Bivalvia, Pectinida, Pectinidae. The coding region runs from base 291 to 3896 and encodes 1201 amino acids. The record is from RefSeq and is a predicted model, not a curated record.